This is a messenger RNA of Mandrillus leucophaeus (drill), 2615 nucleotides long. It is a transcript of the gene ZNF514, whose product is annotated as zinc finger protein 514. Bases 97 to 1299 code for a protein of 400 amino acids. Lineage: Eukaryota; Metazoa; Chordata; Mammalia; Primates; Cercopithecidae. The record is from RefSeq and is a predicted model, not a curated record. The transcript has 4 exons. Gene Ontology annotation, molecular function: RNA polymerase II cis-regulatory region sequence-specific DNA binding; DNA-binding transcription factor activity, RNA polymerase II-specific. Gene Ontology annotation, biological process: regulation of transcription by RNA polymerase II.
GCUUCCCCUUCUCGGAAUCCUGCUCUUCCUCCAGAGAGAUUCCCAGGAGAAAAGGGAACAACCACUUCAUUCCUGAAAGCUAGGCCCCAGAACCUGAUGACAUUCGAAGAUGUGGCCGUGGAAUUCACCCAGGGGGAGUGGGGGCAGCUGAACCCUGCUCAGAAGGACCUCUACAGGGAGGUGAUGCUGGAGAACUUCAGGAACCUGGCCUUUCUGGGCCUUCCAGUAUCCAAACCAUAUGUGAUCUGCCAGUUGGAGGAAGGGGGCGAGCCCUUCAUCGUGGAGAGAGAAAUCUCAACAGGGGCCUACUCAGACUGGGAGAGAAGGUCUAAAUCCAAGGAAUCAGUGCCAAGUUGGGGAAUUUCCAAAGAAGAAUUAUUCCAGGUAGUAUCAGUGGAAAAACAUAUUCAAGAUGUGCUGCAGUUCUCAAAGUUGAAAGCAGCCUGCGGUUGCAAUGGCCAGUUAGAGAUGCAGCAGAUGAAACAGGAGACACAUCUGAAACAAAUGUCAACCACUCACAAAUCUGCUACCACCCUUAGCAGAGAUUAUGAAUGGAAUGGAUUUGGGAGAAGCUUAGGUUUAAGAUCAGUCCUUGUUAACCAACACAGUGUUCUAAUGGGAGAAGGGUCUUAUAAAUGUGGCACCGAAUUCAGGCAGACUCCAGAGGGAAAUGACUCUCAGAGAACCCAUCCAGAGAAGAGAUCUUGUAAAUGCAAUGAAUGUGGGAAGUCCUUUCACUUCCAGUCAGAACUCCGGCGCCAUCAGCGAUGUCACACUGGAGAAAGGCCCUAUGAAUGCAGUGACUGUAGAAGAGCCUUUGGUCAUAUUUCAUCCCUUAUUAAACAUCAAAGAACUCAUACUGGAGAAAAGCCCUACGAAUGCAGUGAAUGUGGGAGAGCCUUCAGCCAGAGCUCGUCUCUUGUUCUGCACUAUAGAUUUCACACGGGAGAGAAACCCUACAGAUGUAAUGAGUGUGGACGAGCCUUUGGCCACACUUCCUCCCUUAUUAAGCAUCAGAGGACUCAUACUGGAGAAAAGCCCUAUGAAUGCAGGGAAUGUGGGAGAACCUUCAGCCAGAGCUCAUCACUCAUUGUGCAUUACAGAUUUCAUACUGGAGAGAAACCUUACAAAUGUAAUAAAUGUGGGAGAGCCUUCAGCCAGAGUUCGUCUCUCACUCAACAUUACAGAUUUCACACUGGAGAGAAACCCUACAAAUGUAAUGAGUGUGGAAGGGCCUUUGCUCACACUGCAUCGCUUAUUAAACAUCAGAGAAGUCAUGCUGGGAAAAAACCCCUAUGAAUUCAGUGAAUAGAGAAGGGCUUUCAGCUGGAGUGCAGAUAUCACCAGAACUUAAAGAAUUCAUAUCAGAGAGAGAUCCUGAAGGUGUAAUGUGUGUGGGAAGACCACCUCUUGUUCCACAUCAGGAAAUAAUUACUAAAGAGAAUCCCUAUCAAUGUCAGGAGGGGGUGGGCCUCCCUUCUUUUACCAAACACAGGAGAAUCCAUACUAGUGAGAAACCAUGUGAAUGCAAUGAAUGUGGAAAGGCUUCGAUCAGAGGAUGCAUAUUAUUCAGCAUCAGACAGCCGACACUGAGGAGGAGGCUUAUCAACGCAGUGAGUGUGGCAAGCCUUCAGUUACAUACUGAUUGUUUAAGAAAAUCAGAUAACUUGUAUUGGAGAGAAAUUCUACAAGUGUGGUAAGUAUGGAAAAAUCUUUAGUUGUAUCUCUUCCUUUACUAGGCACCAAGAACACGUACUAGAGAGAGGCCUAUGAAAGCAGGAAAUAGAGGAAGGCCUUCAGUCAGAGCUCAUCCCGUAUUAAGCAUCAGAAAAUUCAUACCUGAGAAAAACCUGUGAAUGUGGGCAUGUGGGAGCGCCUUCCGCCAAACCUCAUUGCUGUAUAAGCCCCUUAGAACUUUCCCUACUAGCUGGAAACUCUGGUAAUGUGAUGAGCGUGGGAAAGGCUUUCAUGGAUGUUCCACAAAAACACGUUAGAGAAUUUGUACAUUAGAGAAUUUGUGCCAGAGCAACUCUUCAAAUUUAGUGAAACUGGGAAAACCCACUAGUACAGUUCAAACCUCAGUAUUCACCUCAGAGAGAAACCUUGGGAACAUGAUAAAUGUGAGGAAAGUUCCUUUCCAGGUUGAGAUGUAUAAAACUAGAGCUGAAAAGAAGCUGAGAAAUGACCUUGUCUGGUGAUUUUUUGCCUGGUGGGGCCAUUUGUAUAACCACACUUGUGCAUUGCCUCCUCAUGCUGUUACUGACGGGGCAGGGUGCCAUGCAUGGUGCAGAGGAUGGAGGCUGAGAAAGGGAGAUGGCUACCCGUGAUCUAGCCCAGUCGUAGUUUAGAGCUAAUGAAACUGAUGUUCAAAAAGCGACAGGCUGGGCCUCUUUCCUGUGGUUCACAGCUGUAGCAUGGAGAUUAGUAGACUGGACCUUUCCAGCACAACACCUCCAUGCACUGCUUUCUCUGUAGCACAUGUUACCUUUCUUUGUGAGGCAAUGGAGUGGUCUAGGAUUGAACAAAAAGCAAUUUUCAUUACAUCUUUAUGCUAAUAGAUUUGGAAUUUUUGAAAUGAAAUGAAACCUUGUUUAAACAUUAAAAUUACUAAAAUA